Mytilus californianus (California mussel) is the source of this 1295-nucleotide messenger RNA. RefSeq names its product 26S proteasome non-ATPase regulatory subunit 6-like. Gene Ontology annotation, cellular component: proteasome regulatory particle. Bases 22 to 1191 code for a protein of 389 amino acids. The transcript is spliced from 8 exons. Gene Ontology annotation, molecular function: protein binding. The record is from RefSeq and is a predicted model, not a curated record. NCBI's taxonomy places the organism in Eukaryota, Metazoa, Mollusca, Bivalvia, Mytilida, Mytilidae. Gene Ontology annotation, biological process: proteasome-mediated ubiquitin-dependent protein catabolic process.
UGUAUACUUCCGGUUGUCAACAUGCCGGUGGAAAACUUAGAAGAAGAAGGGUUGGAGAAAAACCCAAAUUAUGAGCUAGCACAAUGGAAAUUCUUGUUGGAAACACCUAAAUACAAAAAUGAUAAAGAAAUUAAAACAAAAAUCCUCAAGUUUGCAGAGGAAAAUAAUAUGGCACCUUAUUAUGAGGAGGUUUGUAAAGAGUUUGGCUGGCCAUGUGAUUCUGGUUUGUUAAAGAAAAUGAAAGAUUCAAACACAGCAGAAUUAAAGAGACUGGAUGAUGCAAUUGAAGACGCUGAGAAAAAUCUUGGAGAAACAGAAAUAAGGGAAUUUAUGUUGAAAAAGGCAGAAUAUUUGUGUAAAAUUGGGGACAAGGAGGGAUCUUUAGCACAGUUCAGAAAAACACAAGAAAAAACUGUGACACUGGGAUACAGACUUGAUUUAGUAUUUCACUUGAUCAGAAUAGGAUUGUAUUAUAUGGAUCAUGAUCUCAUCACAAGGAAUCUAGAAAAAGCACAGACUUUGAUAGAUGAAGGUGGUGACUGGGACAGAAGAAACAGAUUAAAAGUAUACAGAGGAAUGUAUUGUAUGUCUAUACGGGACUUUAAAAAAGCUGCCGGUUUAUUCUUGGACACAGUUGCAACCUUUACAUCUUAUGAAUUAAUGGACUAUCCUUCAUUUGUAACAUAUACAGUUAUCUGCAGCAUGAUUGCAUUGGACCGACCAGAUCUAAGAGAAAAGGUUGUAAAAGGAUCAGAGAUUUUAGAAGUAUUACAUGGUUUACCUAAAAUUAGGAGAUAUCUAUUCUCAAUGUAUGACUGCCAUUAUUCAGAUUUUUUCAGGUUAUUAGCUGAAGUAGAAGACAUAAUGAAAUAUGACAGAUUGUUAGCUCCACAUUAUAAGUACUAUGCCAGAGAAAUGAGAAUAAUGACAUAUACACAAUUAUUGGAAUCUUAUAGAAGUUUAACAUUACAGUAUAUGGCUACUGCAUUUGGUGUCACUAUUGAAUUUGUUGAUCAGGAAUUAUCAAGGUUUAUUGCAGCAGGCAGACUCCAUUGUAAAAUUGACAAGGUAAAAGGCAUUGUUGAGACUAACAGACCUGACAGUAAAAACUGGCAAUACCAGGCUACUAUCAAACAGGGAGACAUUUUACUAAACAGAGUACAGAAACUGAGUCGUGUAAUCAACAUAUAAAGGAACAAAGUGCUAGACUAUAUAUACAUGUAUUUAAUUUCAUUGCCGUUAGCUAUUCAUUUCAAGUAAACAUGUUGAUAUUGAAAUAAAACUCUUUUUUGUAG